Pyricularia pennisetigena is the source of this 1350-nucleotide messenger RNA. RefSeq lists its product as uncharacterized. Gene Ontology annotation, cellular component: cytoplasm. Lineage: Eukaryota; Fungi; Ascomycota; Sordariomycetes; Magnaporthales; Pyriculariaceae. Gene Ontology annotation, biological process: phosphatidylethanolamine biosynthetic process. Gene Ontology annotation, molecular function: ethanolamine-phosphate cytidylyltransferase activity. The transcript is spliced from 4 exons. The record is from RefSeq and is a predicted model, not a curated record. Bases 1 to 1350 code for a protein of 449 amino acids.
AUGGCCUUUGUGAUCGAUCAUCUCCCUCCCGGGGAACCAGCCCCUGAGCUUCUAGAAAACCGAAUUUGGAUCGAUGGAUGUUUCGAUUUUUUCCAUCACGGCCAUGCCGGCGCUAUCGUCCAAGCCCGUCUCCUGGGCGAUGAGCUCUACAUUGGCGUGCACUCGGACGAAGCCAUCAUGGAGAACAAGGGCCCAACCGUCAUGUCGAUGGAGGAACGACUCGCCGCUGUCGAUGCAUGCAGGUGGGUGACAGCGUCUGUCCCUAACGCGCCCUAUGUGACAGACCUAGUCUGGAUCACGCACUAUGGCUGCAAGUAUGUUGUGCACGGCGAUGAUAUCACGUCCGACUCCAACGGCGAGGACUGCUACCGCUUCGUCAAGGAAGCUGGGAGGUUCAAGGUGGUCAAGCGCACGCCGAGCAUCUCCACCACGGACCUGGUUGGCCGCAUGCUGCUGUGCACGCGCACUCACUUCAUAAAGUCGCUCAAAGCCAUGCUUGCUGGUACCGAGGGCGACGGGACCGACGCCGAAAGGGACGCGCGGGGCCUCGACAUGAUGAAGCGCAUCGAGCUGUACGCCACGGACGAGACAGCCAGGAAGCCCGGUGUAGAUGUCUGGUUCUGGACUGCCUCGACCGAGGCCAAGCAGGACGACAAGUCCGAGGAAAAGGGCUCUUUUCGGGAGCUAUUCAAGGCUCCCGGGCCGAGACCAGGCCAGAGGGUCGUCUACGUCGACGGCGGGUUCGAUCUGUUCUCGAGCGGCCAUAUCGAGUUCUUGCGCAUGGUGGUCAAGGCCGAGGAGGACCUCGCCAGAGAGCAGGGGUGGUACUCACAGCAGGCUGUGGACGAGCGCCGCGGCAAGGGAGCUGACUACCCGCCCGCCUACGUGGUUGCCGGUAUUCAUGACGACGACGUCAUCAACCACUGGAAGGGCGUCAACUACCCCAUCAUGAACAUUUUUGAGCGGGGGCUUUGUGUCCUGCAGUGCAAGUAUAUCAACGCCGUUGUUUUUGGCGCCCCCUUCACCCCGACCAAGUCGUACCUCACGUCUCUCCCGUGGGGCACGCCAGAUGCGGUAUAUCACGGGCCGACAUCGUUCAUGCCGCUCACGUACGACCCGUACACGGCACCCAAGGAGAUGGGCAUCUACAAGGAGAUAGGGUCGCACGGCUUUAGCGAUGUCAACGCUGCGACCAUCGUGCAGCGUAUCCUCAAGAGUCGGGAUCUGUACGAGGCGCGGCAAAGGGCCAAGGGCGAGAAGGCCAACGUUGAGGAGGCGCACCGACGGAGGGAAAUCAUGGAAGAGGAGCAGAGGCUGAAGGAGGCACAAGGAGCUUCUUCUUCCUCUUGA